Messenger RNA from Linum tenue, 1065 nucleotides. Lineage: Eukaryota; Viridiplantae; Streptophyta; Magnoliopsida; Malpighiales; Linaceae. The record is from the annotation of a GenBank genome assembly.
AUGGCUCUCAAUUCCCUCUUCCUCCUACCCAACAGAUUCUGCUCUUCCUUCCCUCCAAUUUGCGCCGUCGCCGGAGUCCCGCCAAUUUCUCGUUCAAUCAGUCCCCAGACGACACCGUUUCCGCUCCGGUUCUCCGCUCACGCGGCGCAAUCCUCCGGCUUCCCCUCCGUUUCAGCUCUCUCCUCCACCGCCACUCCCGAGACUAGCAUCUUCACUUGGGAUGACCCCGUCCGAGCCUCUCAACCUGAAUACGCCCCCGGGGAUUCCUCUGAUCUCUCUGGAUUCUUCGAGAAGAUCAAGUUCUGCAAUCGCGGCUCUCUAAUUGGAAAAUCUAUUUUUUCCCCUUCUCGAAUUUCAGUUUGGUUUCCCGGAAAUCGGUUCGAGGAAGUGUUCGUGAUCAAGGACAGCAGCUCCCAUGGAGCCCGAUUUGGGUAUUGCGUUACUUUACAUGACAAGCUAGGCACGCCGGAAGAGAGGACUGUAGCUGUUGGGGAAGUCAUCAAAUGCUUGGUAGAAGAACAAGAAGAGCUAAUUCCAGGUAUACAAGGUGAGCUCUACCCGGUUACUUCAUUGUUUGGUGGGCGAGUCUACUUCUCAUUAGAGCGUGUUGCUGCUCCGUAUUUCGGGAUAAAGGCAUAUGGCAUUCAUAUGAAUGGCUUUGUGGAGAGUGGUGAUGAAAAAUUGUUGUGGGUAGCAAAGAGAAGUCUAGUGAAACCUACUUACCCUGGAUGCUGGAUCAUCUUGUUGCCGGAGGACUGGGCUCUGCUAGUUGGUGUCGUUUCUUAUGUGGAUAUUGAUGGCGAUAGGUUCAAGAGAGAUGUUCUAUUUUGCUACGAUUUGAAGCUACCUGAAAGUUUUGUACCAAAAAAUCAAGAUGGAGAAGUUGAGGGUUUCAACUUGAUGCCCGUGGGAAGUGUUGCACAUAUAGUAAGGAGGACUCAUUUUUACAAACCAAACUGCUCCCUAGUCGUCAUUGAUUUCCUAUUCCGACAUGGGUACAUUUGCCCUGAAAGCCUGGGAUACUUGGACCUGUUGCAGAGCUUGAGGAGUGGUAAUUGCUCGUAG